GACCUAGUGUUACUCAAAAUCAAGAAUUGCAAUCAUCACGGCAUCUUCAGAACCACAUCAUGAUCGGAUUCAAGGAGAAUUUCAGAAAAUUAAAGCAGCGGGGGCGGCAAGUUUCACAUAACUGACGGCAAACUGGGACCGAAUCGGAUUCAGAGAAAGGAAAUUUGACGCGUCCUCCGUCGCAUGCAAAACCAUCGUCUAUAAAUAUCAGUAUCCCUUGUCGUCCCAAAUCCCAGUCGCUCGCCAUCCAUCCACAUCAACCCCUUCACAGCUACUCCUAGAACCCUAGCACCAGAUCGGGCGACCGCCGGCCAAGAUGGAAGGGCUCGACGUCGACGACGUCUUCCAGCACUGCCGGCUGAACCCUACGGAGGUGGACGCCGUCACCUACUACCUGCCACGCCUCCUCUCCGGCGAGACGCUGCACGGCGUCGAGAAGCUCAUCCACAGCGUCGAAAUCUCCGGCUGCGAGCCCAAGGAUCUCGCCGCCCGAUACGCGCCCGCGCCGCAGGCCUUGAGCAGCGGUGACCGGUUCUUCUUCACCACGUGCAAGAGCAAGUACGGGAGCAAACUACAGAGCGUUCGCACCGCCGGCGGCGGCACCUGGACCAUCCAGAAGACCACGGAGAUCAGCCACGCGGGAGGCAAGGUCGGCGAGGUCAAGAACCUGUCGUUCAAAAAGAAGGGCAAGUCCACCGGCUGGGUCAUGGAGGAGUACCGGUGCCUGCUGCCUGAGGCCACCAUCGCCGAGGGGGUGAAGGUGUUCUGCAGGAUGCACUUGGCUCAGCAUGCUCCAGCCGCCGCUCGCCAAGAAUCGGCCGCGUACAUGCUUCAAGAAUCGCAGCCAGAGGCCGCGACUGCGAGCACGCAGGCACAGAAGAGGCCAGCGCCCGCUGCCGCCGCCGAUCCUCAUCCGCCGCGCCCCAAGAAAAGGAUGCGCGUUGCCACACCAUCCUUCACCGCUGCUGCACCAGUUUUCUCGCCGGAUGAGUCAAUACCUGAAGCCGACGACGACGGCAUGGGCGGGUUCUCUUGCUCAAUGGAAGAUCUUUUCAGGCUGCAAGUCGACGAAACUCUCAGGGUGGGAGCUACAGAGAACAUCUCUCCGCUCGAAGCUGAAGAGAACAUCGAACAGUCUCACUACUCUGAACCAGACAAGGAGCUAAAGUUCCUACUCGAUGAAGCAGCAGCAGAGCAUGAACCACAGGCCGUCCCUGAAACUGAAGCAGAGUGGCAGGCCGACGAGGCGCUCGGGAAGGAUGGGGAGGCAUAUGGCUUUGAUAUCGAAGAACUAAAGAGAAUGAUGGAAGCCGACGAUGCGCUCGAGGAGGAUGGGGAAGCAGAUGGUUUUUAUAUUGAAGAACUAACGAGAAUGAUGGAAGCCGACCCAAUUGAAGUCACUGGAGCCAAAACUGGCGUGGAGAUGGACCGACAGGAACCUCUGUACCUGGAUUGCUUGGACCAAGUCAUGCUGGAGGAUCGGGCCAUGGACAACCCUGCCUUCCGUGAUGCUGAGAAGGAAGAGAGGCACAAUGACGCGCCGGAUCUUGACGCACCAUCACUUGAGGGACACGACCACUUGUUCAAAUUGCCGCCGAGCUUCUUCGAUCCAUUUGAAGCAGCGUGGAAGGCCGAAGAGGCGCUCGAGAACGAGAUGAGGAACAAUACCGCGGCCGAUCUGCUUGGAGGAUACGACAACUUCUUCUCGUCUGCAAGUGUCCAUUAAAUCCGAUGUUGAAAUUGUAUGCAAAGUGUAUACGAGGAUAUUCACUGGCUGAUAUAUUAGUUCGUC
This is a messenger RNA of Hordeum vulgare subsp. vulgare (domesticated barley), 1792 nucleotides long. RefSeq lists its product as uncharacterized. The record is from RefSeq and is a predicted model, not a curated record. The transcript has a single exon. Gene Ontology annotation, molecular function: DNA binding. Bases 317 to 1726 code for a protein of 469 amino acids. NCBI's taxonomy places the organism in Eukaryota, Viridiplantae, Streptophyta, Magnoliopsida, Poales, Poaceae. Gene Ontology annotation, biological process: regulation of DNA-templated transcription.